Molecule: messenger RNA, 2145 nt
Organism: Triplophysa dalaica
Lineage: Eukaryota; Metazoa; Chordata; Actinopteri; Cypriniformes; Nemacheilidae
Gene: tbr1a
Product: T-box brain transcription factor 1a
Exons: 6
Coding region: 130-1887 (585 amino acids)
Biological process (GO): regulation of transcription by RNA polymerase II; commitment of neuronal cell to specific neuron type in forebrain; regulation of neuron projection development
Cellular component (GO): nucleus
Molecular function (GO): DNA-binding transcription factor activity, RNA polymerase II-specific; RNA polymerase II cis-regulatory region sequence-specific DNA binding
Source: RefSeq, a predicted model, not a curated record
UCUGGUGUUCUCAAACGCGACGUCAGUUUCCUAUAUUAAGCGCGUGGCAGAGAAGCUGAACAUCCAGUCAAAGCGCAAUGCCUGAGGUUUGAACCUGAACACUGAGCUCCAGAAGUUUCUCUCCGAGUUAUGCACCUGCAUCAACUGCCCUCAUCCUCCGGACUGACCGAGAAACGGACGAGCGUGGACGAUGAUUUCACGUGCAACAUCGGUCCGGGGGAGGACCGCGUCUCCUCCUCCGGUGACUCGCUGGAGAGCGAGCCUCCGCUGAAAAGAUUCUCCACCGGGAUAGGAAACACUUCACACGAUUUGACGGACGUCAGAGAUGAAGACAGGCGCGCUCGGGACACGGCAAGGAAUGACGGUGAAAGUAUCGACAAGUGUCUUUUACCGGACUCUACUCAAGCGCGGGGAGAUUACGUCUCGUCGUCAGAUAUGUUCUUGUAUUCUGGUCAGCAGCACGUUGCGCCCGCGCUCCCGGCGUUCUCGGGUCACUACGUAACACCUCACCCGGUCAUCGCCAGCGGGCAGUAUAACGGGCUGAGCUACGCGUACUCGCAGGCGUACGGACAAACUUACGCCAAUAACAGCGCGGACUAUCCGUUUCACUCGGUACCCGGUAAAGCUCAGGUUUACUUGUGUAACCGGGCUCUUUGGUUCAAAUUUCACAGACACCAAACAGAAAUGAUUGUUACUAAACAGGGCCGACGAAUGUUCCCGUUUCUAAGUUUAAGUAUUUCUGGUCUUGACCCAGCGCGUCAUUAUAAUAUCGUUGUGGAUGUCAUUUUGGCGGAUCCGAACCACUGGAGGUUCCAAGGAGGAAAGUGGGUUCCUUGUGGCAAAGCGGACACUAAUGUUACAGCAAACCGAGUGUACAUGCACACGGACUCUCCAAACACCGGUGCGCACUGGAUGCGUCAGGAGAUCUCCUUCAGCAAACUGAAGCUGACAAACAACAAAGGAGCUAUUAGCAACUCCACACAGAUGAUCGUCCUGCAAUCUCUCCACAAGUAUCAACCGAGAAUACAUGUGAUCGAAAUAGACGAGAACGGAGAGGAAGCAAGUCCUGAUGGAGCGCAAACCUUCACCUUUCCCGAGACGCAGUUCAUGGCUGUCACAGCUUACCAGAACACUGAUGUAACGCAGCUGAAAAUUGAUCACAAUCCGUUUGCUAAAGGCUUUCGAGACAAUUAUGAGACAAGUUACAUCGGCUGCGAGACUGACCAGUUGACCCCCACAUCCGAUGCUCCGCGCUCUCACACCCUGUCUGCAUCCCGGUACGCAAUGACAAAUUCUUUAUUCCAAGACCAGUUUCUCAACAGUUACACUAAAUCUUGUUUUACAACUCUUGCUUCUAACACUUCUUCUUCUGACCGAGUAAUCACAUUAACCAACAGCCCCAUAACCCAGACACAAACUCAAGACAGCAUGACGUCUGGCCAGCGCUGGUUUGUUUCCUCCUCAGCUGCUCCAUCAUAUGAAGCUGAUAUUAACACAGCAGCUCUGUUUUCUUACGCUACAGUAGGGGUCAAAAGUCUGCCUAAUACUGGUGGUCUGGAUUGCUACACCAGUCCAUCCGGAUGGGAUUUAAUGGAUUCGGCAGAGAUCAGCAAUAAAACCUCAAAUCUCACAGGUUGGGAUGCAACACUUGAAAGAUCAACGCAGCCGAAUUACUUGCAAGUGGAUGGAGAUAUUUUGGAAAUGGACAGAUCAACCCUUGAAGGUAAUGAUGCAGGCGAUCUGACUUGGACUGAGACUCAAUCUUCUAUCAAAUCAGUAGAUUCCAGUGACUUUAGGAUUUUACAGGAGGUAAAACACACAUCUCCCUCUAUUAGUCCUCUUUCAGAGGUUCAGACUGAAAACAGACUCGCAGGUGUCACAGGAUAAUGACAGAAAUUGUGUCAAAGAAUCAGAUAUUUUUCAUUAUAAUACUCGGACGUCAACAUGUGUGGACUAGUUGUUGUCGUCACUAUAGCAAUAAUAUUGUUAUAAUGAUCUAUGUGUAUUUAUGGUUUUAUGUAUAUAAUAAUGGCACUUGAAGAAGGAUGAGACACUUGUGCUGUUUAUGUUUUUGUGGUGGUCCUUUUAAAAAAGCAAACAUGAUAGACUAUUAUAUGCCAGUAGGUCGACUUGUUUAAAUAUACA